AUGCCUCAAAACACAUUGGGCCGACUGAAUGGUCUCAAUCUCCUCAGCCUUCGAUCCAAUAACCUCAACGGGAACCUUCCGUCUGACGUCCUUUCUCUGACUUCCCUCCGAUAUAUUGACCUCCAACUGAACAACUUUUCGGGUGAUAUACCGUUAUCCAACUUCUCAUCACAACUCAAUGUCGUUGAUUUUUCGUUCAACUCGUUAACAGGGGAAAUUCCAGACGCGUUCCAGAAUCUCACUGCUCUCUACCUCCAAAACAAUUCUCUAUCGGGGACCAUACCAAAUCUCGAUUUUCCAAACCUUAAGCGAUUCAACGUUAGCAAUAAUAACCUCAGUGGAUCAAUUCCAUCCCAUCUUCGAACAUUUCGCGCAGAUUCCUUCUCUGGAAACUCUUUUUUGUGUGGGGGGCCUCUCGUUGACUGCCCUUCUGUUUCUCCUUCUCCUUCUCAAUCUUUCUUCCCACCAUCUACUUCUCCGGGCCCUGGCCUAGGCCCAUUUUCACCGGUAUUUCAAGAAAGAAGCACAAUAAGCACGAGAACUAUAAUUGCAAUUAUUGUAGGUGGCGCGGCAUUCCUAGUUGCUGUGGCUCUGGCAGUGUUGGCAUGUUUUUACAUCAGGCGAAAAAGAAGUUCCAAAAGCGGACUGGUUAAAGGAAAAGUCCUCGAGAAGGAGAUGAUGCCGAAGGAAGACUUUUCGAGUGGAAUUCAAGACUCGGAGAAAAACAAAUUGGUGUUCUUCGAAGGAACCUCGUAUAAUUUUAAUCUCGAGGAUUUGUUGAGAGCCUCGGCUGAGAUUCUUGGGAAAGGAAGCUACGGCACGACGUACGCAGCUAUUCUCGAAGAGGGAUUGGAGGUGGUGGUGAAGCGGCUGAGAGAGGAUGAGAAACUCCUUGUUUAUGAUGAUGUAAUUGGUGCUAGCUUAUCAACUCUACUUCAUGGGGAUAAUGAGAAUGGAAGAAUUCUUGAUUGGGAACAAAGGGUCAAGAUUUCGCUAGACGCAGCUAAGGGAGUGGCGCAUAUACAUUCGUUUAAAUCGACUCACGGCAACAUCAAGUCCUCAAACGUACUCAUCACACAAGACAUGAGUGCAAAGAUCACAGAUUUCGGCCUCACUCAUCUGAUAGCAACCCCAUCUAUCCCACCAAGAAGCAUGGGUUACCGAGCACCCGAGCAGGUCGAAACCGUCAAGUCGAACCAAAAGUCAGAUGUUUACGCCUUUGGAGUUCUCCUCUUGGAAUUGCUCACCGGAAAAGCACCGACUCAAGCAAUAGGCCAAGACGAGGCCUUGGACCUUCCAGGAUGGGUUCAGUCGGUAGUGAGAGAGGAAUGGACGGCUGAGGUUUUUGAUGCCAAUCUCGUCAGGUAUCAUAAAAAUGCUGAGGAUGAAAUGGUUCAAUUGCUUCAAAUCGGAAUGGCGUGCGUGACAAAGGCACCCGAGAGGCGGCCUGCAAUGGAUGAGAUUGUUAGAAUGAUUGAGGAAAUCCGCCAGCUGGAUUGCGAGGACCGAGUACCAUCCGGAAAGUCGAGGAGCACAAGUCCGACGUUGUAG
This is a messenger RNA of Striga hermonthica, 1551 nucleotides long. The record is from the annotation of a GenBank genome assembly. Lineage: Eukaryota; Viridiplantae; Streptophyta; Magnoliopsida; Lamiales; Orobanchaceae.